Messenger RNA from Carassius auratus (goldfish), 4560 nucleotides. RefSeq names its product autism susceptibility gene 2 protein homolog. Lineage: Eukaryota; Metazoa; Chordata; Actinopteri; Cypriniformes; Cyprinidae. Bases 51 to 3311 code for a protein of 1086 amino acids. The record is from RefSeq and is a predicted model, not a curated record. The transcript has 17 exons.
UUCUUUGCUCUGUCUAGUCCUUGAGUCUUCUGAGCCAGGUUGGGAGGAAAAUGGAGGAGACCGAGGUGAACAAGGCACCCAGGAGCAGCUCUAAAGAUCGGCUCAGUGAGAGCUCCACUCACUCUCUGUCAGGACGAGGGUACUCGUGUGACAGCGAGAGUGACAUCGAUGACAAGGCAUCGGAUGUAGGAUCAGAGAAGUUGUUCUCGCCUACUGCACCUAAAGUUACGCCAACGAAUGAGAAUCUCGGGUCCAAAACUUCCAGCUCGACCAAAGUGUCUGGCCUUCAGCGUAGCCAGGAACAAAGUAACGACGUUUCGUUUGUCCCGCCGAUCUCAAGUCCGACUCCUGCGUCACCCCCUACGGGGUCUCCUGCCCCUGCUGCGGCGGCAGCCCCGGCACCUAUACCUCUCCCCAUCUCCCCGAACCCUCUCAGUAUCAAGAAGGAAUCUGUGCCCCCUAUCCCCUCCCCUUCCCUCCUGAGGAACCAAUUAAAUUCACUGGAGCACAGAGUCCCGCUCCCAUCGCACCACAGCCGGCCAGUCAUCAGUCAUCAUCAUCAUCCUUUGCCGUACAGCAGUCUUCACAACAUCAGCAACAACCCUUCCACUCUUCCUCCCAAACACCACCUGCAUCACUCCCCUCAUCAUCUCAGCGGCCUCCUGUCCCCUGCUCCUCCUCUUCCUCUCUCCAUCGCCGGUCUGCCUUCCUCCCACUACUCCCUUCACUCGCCUUCUCACCUCUCCAGCCAUCCGGCCAUGUUCGCCACCCCUGCUACACUGCCUCCUCCACCCACCUUACCAACCAACAGCCUUGUGGUUCCAGGACACCCUGCAGGACCACCCUAUCCAGAGCAUGAUCUUCUGCGGCAGGAGCUGAACAACCGCUUCCUGGCUCAGAGCUCAGAGCGAGGUCGGGGGUCGGCACCAGGGGCGACAGGGUCACCGUUGGCCCCUGUGUCGCUCCUCCGGGCCGAGUUUCACCAACAUCAGCAUAUGCACCAGCACCAACACACGCAUCAGCACACCUUCACGCCUUUCCCUGCCAGUCUGCCCCCAGCAGCCAUCAUUGGGCCGCCCACUGCACCUCCCAUGGUGCGUACCCCAGCCAGAAAUUUCGACAAAUACACCCCAAAGCUGGACAAUCCUUUCUUGAGACAUUCAAAUUUCUUUCCCUCCUACCCACCAACAAUGCCAGGAAUGCCUCCAUUACUUCCGCAUUCAGGGCCCUUCAGUUCACUGCAAGGAGCCUUCCAACCAAAGGCUCCAAACCCUAUCGAUGUUGCAGGACGACCAGGAACCGUCCCACACACUCUCCUUCAGAAGGACCCAAGGAUAACAGAUCCUUUUAGGACUUCAGUAAGAAAGCCAGGUAAAUGGUGUGCAGUGCAUGUUCAAAUCGCCUGGCAGAUCUACCAUCAUCAGCAGAAGAUGAAACAGAUGCACUUGGACCCUCAUAAACUGGAUAUGAAUGGAAAACUUGAUCUGUUCAGUCGUCCUCCUGCUCCAGGCGUGUUCCCUGGGUUCCCCUACCCUCAUGAUCUGGCCAGACCCCUCUUUUCAUCUACAGCAUCGGGACAUCCAGCUGCUUCACCCUAUGGACCGUCUCCUCACCACACUGCCUUCCUGCCUCCUAGCCAUUUGGCAGGUAAGUAUCCAUUCAGUCGCUCCAGUACCUUUGGCGGCCUCAGCAACCUUUCAAGCAGUGCCUUCGGUGGAUUAGGCAACCCAGCCCUCGGGGGCAACAGUGUAUUUGGACCCAAAGAGGGUCCAGGGCUGCCUGGUCUCAGUAGUCCUCAUCAUGACUCCUGGAAUCGGCUCCACCGAACACCACCUUCCUUCCCGACCCCUCCACAGUGGCCCAAAUCUGUAGAUGCAGAAAGAAGCAGCUCUGCAAACAGCCAUGAUAGAGAGAGAGAACGGGAACGGGAGCGGGAGCGGGAGAAGGAAAAAGAACGAGAGAGAGAAAAAAGGGACUCUUCUGUUGGGAAAGAAGAGAAAGAUAAAGACAGAGACUCUUCCGAUCGUAACCGCCAUUCGAACCGCUCUUCCCCAGCUUCCGCUCCAGUUAGCUACCAGAUCAGCAGCCUGAUCCGCUCAAACAGCCAGAACUCGAACGACUCCGGCAGACACCGUAGUGGUAGUGCCGACCGCAACCGUGAGCCUGAGAAAGAGAUGUUGGACCGUCAACGAGAGGCAGGCAUUUUGGGAGACAUAAAAGUGAAGGAAAGUCGUUCUCCAGGGAAGGAGAUCACAGACAGACGUUCCUCAGAUGACUCUCUCAAAUCCGUUCACCGUUCGCCCUCUCCAUACUCAAAAAAUGUCCUUAAUGAUGCAGGAAUCAAGAUGGGUAUCCCACAACCGCUACCGAUUAAAGAAAGUGAGAGGGAUAGGAAGGAUACCAGCUCAGGGGAUCUGCUACAGAAGGUGAAGAAUGACAUGAAGAUCAAGGAAGAACGCAAGGAAGAGCAGGAUGUUGUGGUGAUUGGAUCCGAAGCUGCCCCUAAACCUCAAGUCCCUCCUCCAUCUCAUCAAACCACACCAAUAGCUCAUCAUCCUGCACUGUCCCAUCAGCCUCCUCCGCCGUCUCCUCGCUGUAGUGACCCUCCAACACCGUCCUCACUUCAUGGUGUCCCCAUGCAACACUCAUUGCCGCUCACUCUGAGUGCCAUGCAUCAAAUGGGAAGUCUGAAUGCACUUGAACGCACCCGCAUGGCACCAUUUAUGGGAGUCAGCCCUCAUGCAGCAGGUCGAGACCGCCUUCCUCAUCCGGCAUUUUCCUGGGAUCCUCUAAGAGAGGCUUACCGAAACUUCGACCUUCAACGGCGCAUGGACUUCCAGCUUCGUUCCGAAUCUGGGCACCGUUUCCCUGGUGUCUAUGAUCCAGAACGGGCCUAUAGGGAUCGGGAGCCACAUGACUACUCACACCACGAACACCUCCUGGAAUUUCGGCGGGAACAGGAGAGACUGAGGCAACAAGCUGAAGAAAGGGAACGAUUGCAUUUACGGGAGGAACUGGAUCGAGCAAGGCUUCACCAACUUCACCAAUCACCCAUUGAAGGACACUUACCCCACAUGCCGCCAUUUAUGUCACACCUUGGUGGAAUGCCGUACCCAAGGCUUAGCCCUUCGACAGGUCAUAAUGGACUUCUUAACCGGACACCCCCAACUGCUGCACUAAGUGCCCCUCCUCCUCUGGUACCCUCUGGUGCUGCCAGACCGGCGUCGCCAAGACGGACUACGCCAAUCACCACCCAGGACCCUCGGGAUUACUCGCCAUCACGCAACCCAAAAGAAGUGGAGGCACGGUAACAUAGUAGAGUGGAAAAUGCCUCAUUUGAGUUGGACACAGGAAACAUGCACUUAUUUUCACACAAAGUAGAGUAAAUGAUAAAUAGGUAUGUGUAAUUUGUACAAAUAUUUGUACCUUGGAACAAGCACAGCAGCUGGCUUUUUAAACUGAUUAGAGUGGAAGAAAAGAGUUGUUAGCUCAAACUCUUGGUAGCUCCAAACCUAAGACGUGAAAACAGAAAUUUGAUAUUAAUAUAGUAAUCCAAUGCCUUUUCAGUUUUUCAUGUGAAAAGACUUUGUGAAAUUUGUUUGUACAUUUCCUAUGCAAAGACAUUUUUUAUGUAUUUGCAUUAAAGGGAUAGUUCACCUUCAGUUGCUGGUCCCCACUGACUUCCAUAGUAUGAAAGAAAAAACACUAUGCAAGUCAGUGGGAACCAGCAACUGAAGGUAAACUAUCCCUUUAAGUUUCAUUUGUUCCCUGGCCUGUAUUUAUCCUAGUGAGUUGCUGGAUAUGGACGCCUACAUAUCUGAAUUGGUAUGAGCUUUCUGUUUGACAGGUGAUUUGCUCUAUGGUACCUGGAAAUAUUCAGUGCUAACCAUGUACAAAGUUACAUUUUGGAUUUUUUUGGGUUUUUUUUUUUUUUUUUUUGCUUCAUUUUCUUUUUGAGAGAUGCAGACAAAUAUGUAUUACAAUAUACUUGUUUGGUUUAUGUAAAGUUUAAAGAUAUUGUAAAUAUCUUGUUGAUAUUAAUUGGAACGAAAUGACAUUGUACAUUUGUUAGGCUUUUUAAAUGUUUCUAAAAAACAAUGAAAUUAAACAGAACCACUUCCAGGUUGAAAACCAUGGUGAUGGAGCUGUCCAAUCAGAAAGGAGGACUUAAAUGGGAGUGCAGUUAUGGCGAUGCAAUCUAUGCAAAGAGGAUUAAGAGUGUUCUGAUUGGACGGUUGUCAAAUGGAAUUCUAAAGUGGGAACCUGGAUAACUGUUAUUCAUUUGUCCAAUGAAGAGCCAAUGAAACAAACAGCUAUAAACUUCCAGGUCAUAAAGAAUUUGCUUUAGCAGAGAACACUUCUCCAGCCACAAAACCUGGACAUCUGAGAAACAUAUUGGAAUGGUUGAGGUGACAAUAGACUCUUUCUGUCAACCUUGUGGUGUUGUGCAGUUGUUUUUCUUAGACUCUUGUAUACAAAACAAGUAGAGCUGUAGGCGUGAAAAAAUGAACAUUCAUGGUUUAAAAAUGUAUGGAAUAAAGGUUGGACCUUGUAUCUGCA